Drosophila bipectinata is the source of this 808-nucleotide messenger RNA. RefSeq names its product enolase-phosphatase E1 (gene Enoph). Gene Ontology annotation, molecular function: magnesium ion binding; acireductone synthase activity. NCBI's taxonomy places the organism in Eukaryota, Metazoa, Arthropoda, Insecta, Diptera, Drosophilidae. The record is from RefSeq and is a predicted model, not a curated record.
CCCGCGUGAUAGCUCGUUUCCAUUGAUAAGCGCGAUGUCGACUGCGAAACGUGAGGCCAAAGUGGUGCUGGUGGACAUUGAGGGUACUACCACCUCCAUCAGCUUCGUACAUGAAGUGCUCUUUCCCUACGCCAAGGAGAAUGUGGAAAUGUUCCUGAAACAGAACUGGGCAAAAGAAGAAACCAAGCAGAUCGUCAAGGAUUUGCAACAGGUGCCCCAGUUCGCCGACUACAAGGUCACACUAAGUGCCCCUGCGGCGGUGUUGGAUGUGGAGCUCAUUGCCGGCUUUGUGCGCUAUCUGAUAGACAAAGAUCUGAAGGUUACUCCCAUGAAGACGCUCCAGGGUCCCAUUUGGGCCCGUGGCUAUGCCCUUGGAGAGCUCAAAGGGCAUGUCUACGAUGAUGUUCCCGAUGCCUUUCGAGCCUGGAAAGAUGCUGGCCUUCGGAUUGCCGUUUACUCCAGUGGAAGCGUUGCUGCCCAAAAGUUAAUCUUUGGAUACAGCGUGGCAGGCGAUCUGCUUCCCUAUCUUAGUGCCCACUUCGACACCCAUGUGGGUCACAAACAAGAGCAGCAAUCCUAUGUCAAUAUUGCAGGUUCUUUGGGCGAAGAACCUGAGCAUAUUCUAUUCCUCACGGAUAUUCCAGGGGAAGCUUCUGCUGCCCGCUCUGCUGGACUUCAAACCAUAAUUCUGCAACGCCCGGGUAAUGGGGCUUUGACUGACGACCAGAAAAGCAUCUACGAGGUGAUACCGGACUUCAAAUCUCUUUACAACCUCCAACUGCCACAAAAAUAAAACACUCGGGUGAUA